AGAUUUACACCCUCUACUUGUAACCAAGAUGGAAUAUUUCUUCUAAUUCCUGACUCACUGAAGAAGGAGGUGUAGAUCUGCAAGGCUGGAGAGCAUCUUUCCUUCAAGCAGCCUUUGAAGGACAGAACAAACGGCAGGAGUUCCGGGAACAGCUCAGCAGCACUGAGGAUUGCUGGAGAUUGCUUCCAUUUGAUCUGAAAGCUACACAUGCAAGGGACUUGCUGGAAGCAUGGACCUCAGUGAAAAAUGGACUUUGGAGGAAGGAGCCUGGUUAUCCCAUGCUGGAAUUCAUCAUUUUGCCAACACCAGAGGGGACAGUGAGUUUGUGGAAGCCUCGCCCGCAUCGUACAGCCCAGACGAGUUAGGCCCCCCUCCUGCUUGUUAUAGCCCCAGUAGUCCUGUCCAGGUUCUGGAAGACGCCACCUACUUUUCCCCAGACUUUCAGCUCUAUUCUGGGAGGCAUGAAACAUCUGCUUUGACGGUGGAGGCAACCAGUAGCAUCAGGGAAAAAGUUGUUGAAGAUCCUCUUUGUAACUUCCACUCCCCAAACUUCCUGAGGAUCUCAGAGGUGGAAAUGAGAGGUUCCGAGGAUGCGGCAGCUGGAACAGUAUUGCAGCGGCUGAUCCAGGAACAACUGCGGUAUGGCACCCCAACCGAGAACAUGAACUUGCUGGCCAUUCAGCACCAGGCCACAGGGAGUGCAGGACCAGCCCACCCUACAAACAACUUUUCUUCCACGGAAAACCUCACUCAAGAAGACCCACAAAUGGUCUACCAGUCAGCACGCCAAGAACCGCAGGGUCAAGAACACCAGGUGGACAAUACGGUGAUGGAGAAACAGGUCCGGUCCACGCAGCCUCAGCAGAACAACGAGGAACUGCCCACUUACGAGGAGGCCAAAGCACAGUCGCAGUUCUUCAGGGGGCAGCAGCAGCAGCAGCAACAGCAGCAGGGGGCAGUGGGCCAUGGUUACUACAUGGCAGGGGGCACCAGUCAGAAGUCCCGAACUGAGGGGAGGCCCACUGUGAACCGUGCCAACAGUGGACAGGGGCAUAAGGACGAGGCGCUGAAGGAACUGAAGCAGGGUCACGUCCGCUCGCUCAGCGAGAGAAUCAUGCAGCUGUCCCUGGAGAGGAAUGGGGCCAAGCAACACCAUCCUGGCUCGGGGAAUGGAAAGGGCUUCAAAGCAGGAGGGGGUCCCUCCCCUGCUCAGCCUGCAGGUAAAGUGCUGGACCCUCGGGGUCCUCCACCUGAGUACCCCUUCAAGACCAAGCAAAUGAUGUCCCCAGUCAGCAAGACCCAGGAGCACGGACUUUUCUAUGGUGACCAGCACCCCGGGAUGCUCCACGAGAUGGUCAAGCCCUACCCUGCUCCUCAGCCUGUGAGAACAGAUGUGGCCGUCCUGCGGUACCAGCCACCCCCUGAAUAUGGGGUAACGAGCCGCCCGUGCCAACUUCCGUUCCCGUCAACCAUGCAGCAGCACAGCCCCAUGUCCUCCCAGACCUCCUCCGCCAGCGGGCCACUGCACUCUGUCUCCCUGCCGCUUCCACUCCCGAUGGCCCUGGGCGCUCCACAGCCCCCGCCCGCCGCUUCCCCCAGCCAGCAGCUCGGUCCAGAUGCCUUUGCGAUUGUGGAGCGAGCCCAGCAAAUGGUGGAAAUAUUAACAGAGGAGAACCGGGUGCUUCACCAGGAACUUCAGGGUUACUAUGACAAUGCCGACAAGCUCCACAAGUUUGAAAAAGAACUUCAGAGAAUUUCGGAAGCCUAUGAAAGUCUGGUCAAGUCUACCACCAAGCGAGAGUCAUUGGACAAGGCGAUGAGAAACAAAUUGGAAGGCGAGAUUAGAAGACUUCAUGAUUUCAACAGAGACCUCCGAGAUCGACUAGAGACUGCCAACAGGCAGCUCUCCAGCAGGGAAUACGAAGGGCACGAAGACAAAGCUGCAGAGGGGCAUUAUGCUUCCCAGAACAAAGAAUUCUUGAAGGAAAAGGAGAAAUUAGAAAUGGAGUUAGCAGCAGUGCGGACUGCAAGUGAGGACCAUCGGAGACACAUUGAGAUCCUGGACCAGGCUUUGAGCAAUGCCCAGGCCAGGGUCAUCAAGCUGGAAGAGGAGUUACGAGAGAAGCAAGCAUAUGUUGAGAAAGUCGAGAAGUUGCAGCAGGCCCUGACCCAGCUGCAGUCUGCAUGUGAGAAGCGAGAGCAGAUGGAGCGGAGACUGCGGACUUGGCUGGAGAGAGAGCUGGACGCACUGAGAACCCAGCAGAAACAUGGAAAUGGCCAGCCAGCCAAUGUGCCGGAAUACAAUGCCCCAGCCCUCCUAGAACUUGUGCGGGAGAAGGAGGAACGGAUCCUGGCCCUGGAGGCCGACAUGACGAAGUGGGAGCAGAAGUACCUGGAGGAGAGCACCAUCCGACACUUUGCUAUGAAUGCCGCGGCCACCGCAGCAGCUGAGAGGGACACCACAAUCAUCAACCACUCACGGAAUGGCAGCUACGGAGAGAGCUCUCUGGAGGCCCACAUCUGGCAAGAGGAGGAGGAGGUGGUGCAGGCCAACAGAAGGUGUCAGGACAUGGAAUACACCAUUAAAAAUCUCCAUGCCAAAAUCAUAGAGAAAGAUGCUAUGAUUAAGGUCCUGCAGCAGCGAUCUCGUAAAGAUGCCGGAAAGACAGACUCCUCCAGCCUACGUCCUGCCCGCUCCGUUCCAUCCAUAGCAGCAGCUACUGGGACACACUCUCGCCAGACCUCUCUUACCAGCAGCCAGCUGGCCGAGGAAAAGAAGGAAGAGAAGACCUGGAAGGGGAGCAUAGGAUUGCUGCUGGGGAAGGAGCACCAUGAACACGCCUCUGCCCCACUGCUGCCACCCCCACCCAGCUCAGCACUGUCCUCCACAGCCUCCACGACGGCAGCCAGCAGUGCCCACGCCAAGACGGGCAGCAAGGACAGCAGCACACAGACCGACAAGAGUGCCGAGCUCUUCUGGCCCAGCAUGGCCUCCCUCCCCAGCCGCGGCCGGCUGAGCACGACCCCUGCUCACAGCCCUGUCCUGAAACACCCAGCGGCCAAAGGGACCGCAGAGAAACUGGAGAACUCUCCUGGCCAUGGGAAGUCGCCUGACCACAGAGGCCGGGUCAGCAGCUUGCUGCACAAGCCUGAGUUCCCCGACGGAGAGAUGAUGGAAGUCCUCAUCUAACUGCCAUCCCUGUGGAAUUUCAGAACGGAGCAUUGACAAACAAGGAAAGUGGCAGAGAAAGAAGAAAGACCUAGAAGGUUGUAGUGGGAAAUCAGGAAUGAUUUGAACUGAUAAAGAUUUCAGACUCCUAAGAACACAUUUUAUAAAUGUUAAACACAAAAACAGGAGACCUACAUGACUGAAGAUAGAAGAGAAUGCGAUGGAUUUUAUUACACAUAGUGGAAGGGAGAAGAGGCGUGUAGGUUUGCAAACAAAGUUAAGAAAUAGGAAAUUGAAUUUUUCGUUGUACAGAAAAUGUAUCUCUUGGGGAGGGCUUGUGUAUCCCCAUUCUCUGAUUAUAAACAGAUAAACCCAAAUGUGGAUCCUCCUUGGAAUACCCCCAUUCUCCUUGCCUCUUAGCAUGUUUGGUUUAAGAAGAGCCUCCAAGAAAUCUUGAGAGCCUGUCUUGGCAUAAUGCAGUGUGACUUGUGCCAACCGUGGGGUGUCCCGUGUGUGUGAGUGUGGCAGUGAGAAGAAGCAUGGAGGGCGAGGGGGAUAUGAAAGCUGGUCUUCACCUAAUUACCUGUUUGGUUUGGAUUUCCAAGAGAUGAUUGGGCUUCUUAGCUUUUCUGAAUUCUGCAGUAUUUUCUAAGCAGGAUGGAUUAUGAUCUCAGUCCUCAUCCAUCCUAACUUCUAAGUUCAUCUCUGUCUCUGCUUUACGGUCUUUAAUUUUUUGUUGUUCCUUCAUUUGUUUUUGUUUUUAAUAAGACAUAGCAGAAUUCCUUAGGUAUGGGAUUUAUGAGAGCAGUACCUGAACUGUCAUCAUUCCUGCUUGCUUGAUAGUGACCAGUAGGACAAAGCCAUGUGCCGCUUCCUGGCUGCUUCACCUUUGCAUAGCUGGGUUGCAGCUGUGAACCUCAUUCUGACUGUGAACUAAGCAAGCUUUGAGGAAGCAGGAGAUUCCAUGGGUCCCUGUGACAUCUUGCAUUAAGAUCGUGGCACUUGCUUUUUUGUCUCUCACAUCGGCUCUCUUGCAAGGAGCUUGACAUUUCCAAACUCCAUUGCUCUGUUGGGGAAGACUUAGGACAGCACUCCAGGAAACAGAUGACAAUUUACAGACAGUUGUCUCAGUGGUUUCCAGAAUCCCACCAGCUCCCAUGUACCUUCUUGUAUUGAGGCUCAUGAGCGUAUUCACACUCUUUCCACCCCUGCGCACGCCUCUGCUUGCUCUCGAUCAGCACCCAGACCUCCAUGGCACUAGCUUGCCUCUGUUGUGAACUUCUUUUGUAACCUACCAGGCCAGUGUAUAUACAGUGUUGUCAGGCUUUUCAGGAUUUCAGUUUUGAAGCAGUUUAUUCAAAGUGAGACAGAAGUGCCAUGGAAAAGAGGCAGGCGUGUGUUAGGUGGCAGGUCCCUUAGACCUCUGCUGUGACAUUGCAUAUUCAACUAUUCUGACACUGGCUUCCUUUACAAAUCUAGGAGAUGCUGGAUUAGAAAAGAGGAGAAGCUCAUCAGGCCAUCAGAGAGAUGCUCCUGCAGGGUCCUGAUGUUUGUGUCCCUCCAGGUCAGCUGGAUUGGUGUUUUCCUAGUUCCCUUUCCUCAUGCUUGCUUAGAGGAAGAAAGAAAGGGGGGUACCUUUUCCAAGUACCUUCUAAAUGAAACACUCAAGACAGUGCUACUCAGGAAACAUUGCUCGGGUAGCUUAUUUUAGGACUGGUCUUGGGUGUGUAACCCUGGUGAAGUUAUAGCCUCCCCAAAUUGAGGUGAUAGAAGGAAGACAAGAGGUGUAGGCUGGAGAGGGGAGGGAAGAAAUCAGUGGCUUUGGCCGGCCUCUGUGCCACCCAGUAUGACAGAGGAGUGGGAACUGGCCCUCUGGAGCUCUGCUUUGCCAUAGGCACUGCACAUUGUGCCACUUGCUCAUCACCUCCUCUAGUCUGUCACUGAGCAUCGGAGUACAUGUUGUGCAGAUGGGAAAACUGAGGAGCUCUGAGAGGCUGAGCAUUGAGCUCGCCCCAUGUCCUAGGGUGUGGGAAGAGGGCACAGGAGGCCUCAUCCAUUGGGGAAAGGAUUGAGGAUGGACAUGGGUGGGGAGAGGGCAUAGAGAUCCCUUCCUAAUCUCUGUUCCCACCACAUUUCAUAGGAGAUGAGGUUAGGAGAUGGCAACUAACUCUCUUAAGGACAUUUUGACCCCAGUGUAUGUUGGGGAUGGACCAGAAAGUAAAAUGUCUAGAGAUAGGAAGGUAAGUCAGCUCUGCCAGCCCCUACCAUCAGGUCUAGGCCACCCCAAACUUGGGCUGCCUCCCUUAGACGUAGGUUAGAGUGAGAUACCCAGCCGUUUCUCCCGAAGCCUGGUCUUCAUGUCCCAGACACCUCAUUGCCCUAGUCAGGUGUCAGACUUGCUUGCUUUUCAAGGUCCGCCUGAGCUGCCAAGUGUUUUCAUUGUCAGAAUACAAAUGGACUCAUGGCCAUGUUUCAGGGCUUCAACUGCAUUGUAUUGUGGACUUUGACAACAUUUUUUUCCUCUUAACCUACUAAGACUCUUCCUUAAGAACGGGAUCUCUAGCUUUAAAAUGCCACCUUCUGUGGGAAAUUUCCUGCCAAGCCAGGGCACUAAAUACUUUCAUCAUUAGAGCUUUCCUGAAGUCCGGCCAUAUACUGAGCACCUGCUCUGAGUUCUGGGCAGCUCACACUAUCUCAAACAGGUUUGCAGAAAAAUAAUGCAACUAUAUUUUCUAGCGCCAACUGUAUGCAAACAGUGUGGUAAGUACCUUUUAAUUAGUCCUCCACCCAUCUGGAGUACAGGGGGUGAGUUUAUUAUUCUGAUUUCACAGAUGAGGCAAUGGGCUCAGAGAGGUUAAGUCCCUUCCUGAAAUCUCACAGCCAGGAGAAGCCAGGAUGAUUUAAAACAAAGUUUGGAGAGGCGCUGCGCAUAGACCGUGGCUGUACGGCCUCUAACAUGCGGCGCUGCAUCUUGGCAGUCUCUGUCCCUGUCUGUGAUGUGCACGUGCACAUGUACCUACGUGGGUGCACACACACACAGCUCUCACACAUCUCAGAGCCUAAGAAGUAGGACUAAGCCCAGAACUCCUAGAAUCGCCUAUAAAUGCCAGGCAUAGACGGAAAUUACUGUGUUCCACCAAAAGCACAGCUCCAAACUAUACCUAAAAGAUACUUCUGCACUUUGCAGAGACCUGGACUUCAAACGUUCCCAGUGGAGCCUGAUUAUAGAACUUGAGGGUCCUGUCUCAGGGUGAAGGGGAGAGGCUCCGGCUUCACAGGAAGGUAUUCCAGCAUUGUUCUGCUUCACCCUUGACUGUGCUGUCUGGCAGUUUCUGUGUGCUGCCAGGAGAGUAUAUGGAAUUGGAGAAGUUGGAGUCAGGUCUCUGACGCCGGAGUUUCACUAAGUAGAUGCCUCUGUACCUAAGAACUAUUCCUGUCUGCAGGUCCGUAUAGCUAUGCUGCCAGGAAAAACACAUUAUUUUCCAAAACUUUCAGAGCAUGUGCAGAACCCUGUCUCAGCAUUUUCUUCUCUCAGCAUUUUCUCUGCCUCCCAGAGGCUGGCAGCCAAUGGCACUGUGGAGUUCGGCAUGUUCUAACCGUGCACGCAGGGCAGGGCUGCCUUGGCGCCCCUCAGGCUUUGGUUGGGAGAGCAGGCAAUGGGAGCCCUUCUGGGUGCAGUCCUCUGGGGUUGCUCUUUGGCACUCAUAUAUGAGUUUGACUCCACAAGGCUUGGCAUGGAUACCAAAACAGUUGCACCAAAUUAGUUCUGAACCCGGAACACAGAAGUCAGUGCUUCAGGAAGGAGGUGCUCAGAAUGCCCCGUGCAGAGCAGCCAGUCAUUCCUCUUGUUUGUUCUCACCUGGGUGUGCACCCUCAUGAUGCGGUGGCUGCAGCACCUUCAUGCCAGGUGCUGAGAGAGUGGGAAAUUCUUCCUCCCCACUGGCCUGAGUCCCAGAGACUUAGGGAAACAGACCUCAGGUGAGGCUGGGGACCUACGAAGCAGUGGAUAAUAGAUUGGAUAAUCAGAGCUUUUGAGGCAGGGGGCUCAUGUUUUCACUGCAGGGAGUUAUGCUGAGCAAAGAGAUGUGUUUUUCAAAACCAGAGUAUUGCCCCGUGUCCACACUGGAGUAAGUGGAGCAUGCUUCUCUGUGUUCCCUGAAUGAUUUUGCACUCCUUUUAAGCAAAGGAGUACCAUGGCCAUGGUCAGUGGGAUCCCACAAAUGUUCUUAAAUGGGUAAGGUUUUAAGUAGCCAGAGAGUAUCCAGCCUACCACUGGCUUCUCCACAUCCUAAAACCUGAGACAGCCUUGGUAUAUGCUUUGUAAAUGUUUCUUUUCUUGUUGUUUAAGUAAUUAAAGUGUUUAAAAUGUC
This is a messenger RNA of Cercocebus atys (sooty mangabey), 7539 nucleotides long. It is a transcript of the gene AMOTL1, whose product is annotated as angiomotin like 1. Gene Ontology annotation, cellular component: plasma membrane; cytoplasmic vesicle; bicellular tight junction. The transcript is spliced from 15 exons. The record is from RefSeq and is a predicted model, not a curated record. The coding region runs from base 230 to 3190 and encodes 986 amino acids. Gene Ontology annotation, biological process: establishment of cell polarity involved in ameboidal cell migration; regulation of cell migration; hippo signaling. Lineage: Eukaryota; Metazoa; Chordata; Mammalia; Primates; Cercopithecidae.